Limulus polyphemus (Atlantic horseshoe crab) is the source of this 1637-nucleotide messenger RNA. RefSeq lists its product as uncharacterized. NCBI's taxonomy places the organism in Eukaryota, Metazoa, Arthropoda, Merostomata, Xiphosura, Limulidae. The coding region runs from base 213 to 1529 and encodes 438 amino acids. The transcript has 6 exons. The record is from RefSeq and is a predicted model, not a curated record.
GUAACUGACUAGUCUUAGUAUCAUGGCGACUUGUAUGUUAUCUUUAACACUCUCUAACGGAGAACGAGAAAUAACUGUUCAGGUUUCUCCAGAAGUCCACGAAAAAAUCUUAAAUGGUGAUAUUCUGGGGGUUAAGAAAACACAGAGUGAACUGUCUGAUGUUUCGUGUGUGAAGUAUGACACAUCUGAAGAUUUAAGGUGAUUCAGUGGCAAUGUUGGGAAGUAUAGAGAUUAUAGAAGUAGUAGACAUGCCUAAUUCCUGGAGCAGGAAAGAUUCAAGUUAUGCUGAAGAAGUUUUUAAUGCUUAUGAAAGACUGAAAGCCAGAAGCAAAACAUCUACUAAUUCAGAUGCAGCAGUAUGUCUACAGUAUUCUCACUUGUCUCCUAUGAAAUCAAUAGACUCUCUGGAAAUUCCUUCUAAUCUUGGCUCUGAGGAGGAAGAAGUAUACAAUGAAUAUGAAAAACUAAAGAGUGCAACUGAGACAAUUGCUGGCUUUUGUGAAGUACCAGUAUGUACAACACCCUUAGAAAUAGCUCCUAUUGUGAACCUGACGGAGACCUCUGUUGGUACUUCUGGAGAAACAGUGUGUGCAGCACCUUUCACAAAAAUUCCCCUCAUGUCCACGACAUGUGAAAUACCUAAUAGUGGCUCCGAAGAGAUGAUUUUCAAAACAGCCUUGCCCUCAGUUCCCCUGAUGACAACAACAGUUGAAACAAUUGCUUCUUCUGAAAAGCUAGACUAUACAAGAACUUUAACAACAGUGUCUUUGCCAUCAAAUACAACAGAGGAAGUUUCUAAUUCAACAAGAGAUCUAGCACAAGUACACACAAGGUAUUCAUCUGCAUCUCCCUUGAAGUCACAGGAUAUAUCCUCAAACUCUCUUCGACAUGAGGACGAAGAAAGGUUUACUUGGACAUAUGCAGCAACCCUUUUGUUAAUUAAUGAGUAUAGACAACGACAACACAGGUUUGAAGAUAAAACAACUUUGAAAAAAGGUGUCUGGAAGGAAGUUGUAGCAGUUUUCAAAAAACAUGGUUAUGCAAUUUCUGUAAAGCUUUUGAGAAAAAAGUGGUCUAAUAUGAUAAGCACCUACAGGAAAAUCAAAGAUCGCACCAUAGGGACAGGUGAAGGAAGUCACUGGAAGUAUUUUUGUAUGUUAGAUGAACUUCUUGAUAAGAAGACAUCUGUUCCACAAAUAACAUAUCUGGAGCUUCCACUCAGUUCUGAGACCCCUUCACUCGAUACAUCUAGUAGCAUUCCACCAGAUACUACUCUACAGUCACCUCCUCAGUCAACAACACUCCCCUCACAGUCCUGCUCCCCACCAAGAAAAAGACGAAAAAGGCGACGUGAUGAACAGACACCAGGAUGGUUUGUUGAGUUUAGAAAAAAGUGGCGUGAACAUGGAAAAAGGACUCUUAUGGUUCAGGAAGCCCAACAUAAAGAACGAAUGAAAAAAUUAUCAAUGCUUACACAGUCCAUACAAGAACUGUGCAGAGUCAUAAAGGAGAAAAAAUACUCCAUGUAAUCAAUGUAUAGUACUGAAAUCAAAGCUAAAUAUUAUGUUAUUGAAACUGUAUAUGUUUAUUUUCAUAUGUUGUUAGUCAUAAAAUAUAUAAUACUUCAAUUAAAAGUU